Otolemur garnettii (small-eared galago) is the source of this 618-nucleotide messenger RNA. RefSeq lists its product as uncharacterized. Lineage: Eukaryota; Metazoa; Chordata; Mammalia; Primates; Galagidae. The record is from RefSeq and is a predicted model, not a curated record.
AUGCAGAGGAAGGGGGUAUGGGCCCCCUGCCCAGCUGUGCAGGGGAGGGUGGGAUGGGACUUUUCCAGAGAGGGAGCCAGGCCUGGCCUGGGCCCCAGGAGCUCACGUCACCCCCACCCCUCACUUCUCCAGGGAACUGCCAAAGCCAAACCCGGCCCAGGACAGGAUUAUGUGUACUGGGUAGACCCGCAGAGAGGAAGCAAGGAGAGACGGGGUGGCAGAGAGAAGCAGAAGCAGAGAGGGAUUAGAGAAGGGACCCGGCAUGAGAAGGAGCAGACAGUGACCCCUAACUCUCCUUCCCUUCAACCUCAAGUAACAGAGUCAGACAGCCAGCUGAAGGUCUUGGUGGAGCUCAGGCCCUUCUCCAGAGAAUCUGAUUUCUCACUCCUGUCAGGGCAGACUUGGGGACUUCAGUGCCAAGCCCAACCUGGGCAAGAAGUGGCCUUUAGCAGUCCCUUCCCCAAAUCCAAGCAGCCAAGCCGGCCCACCUCUGCAAUGACUCCUUGGAUUCCUCUCCUGGGUGCCUUUCAGAUCCAACAGAUGGUUCUUUUUUUCCUGGAAAGCAGAAGUUAGAGUAGGAUGAGGCGUGCACAGUUCCUCAUCCGAAUGCCUGAGUAG